Molecule: messenger RNA, 3129 nt
Organism: Fimicolochytrium jonesii
Lineage: Eukaryota; Fungi; Chytridiomycota; Chytridiomycetes; Spizellomycetales; Powellomycetaceae
Exons: 1
Coding region: 1-3129 (1042 amino acids)
Source: RefSeq, a predicted model, not a curated record
AUGACAACUGACGCAUACAAAAGCUUGGUCAGGCAGUUGCGCAUGGACAAGAGCUCCCAAGCACAUCAGACGCACUUCAACUUCCCGGGCUUCACUGGAAUAUUUGCAAGGUUGAGCGUGCCCUCUGAAAAGGAGCGCAGGGAUCUCUACGACAUACUCUUCGCUGUGAUUCAGCAGGCAGGUGACGACAUUCGGGCGAGCCCAUGCGUUCUGUGUGAACGCAUACCACAAGAUGGUCGAUUUCGACUGUUCUUCGAUUGGGAUGUGAAGCUUCACGAAGUCGGAACCGAUGACGAUAUUUUGCUGACCAACCAAACCGUCGUGCAGGGAAUCAGGGACGAACUUGUUGCAUCCUACGGUGCCGAUUAUGGAGAUACGCCUCUUCUGGUCUCUGUUGGCUGCGCCCAGAAAAUUCAUGUCAACUGUCCCGGCAUUGUCGUGACGAAAGAAGUUGCGGUCUUCCUAUGUGAGCGUUUGCGGGUACGACUGAUCACAAAGGCAUGUCUUGCAGUGGACAAAGCAGAUAAGUGUCUCGACACUUCGGUCUACAAUGGUCAGGGCCUCCGCCUGCUUGGAUGUCACAAGGGAAGCAGCUUGAAAGGCGCCGAUGUUGAGCCAUACGAAGCGCGAUUCGGCGCUGGAUCCUUCCGGUACGCUUAUACCCCCGUGGACAGUGUUUCACUUGAGCGGCGCGCGAUUCGGAGAGAGGAUCUAGACGACUACAGCAUCAUUCCACAGCCUCAUGCAACAGUGACCUUGCUUUGUGACGAGGCUGAUGGAGACCUUCAAUCGCGUAGAACUGCGAAAGUCCCCCGACAAGCAUUGAAGAGGGGAGUUUCAGCCGAGGAGAGCGACAUGACAGUCGAUUGCAACAGCAACACAGAGGUGUUUUCAGGACCGGAGUACAGCGCGGUGCUAGGGAAAGCGACCAGCUUUUUCUCCUCCCAGUACGGGCUGACGGAGCAGUUUCACUCGAUCAUUGUACAAAGGGCCAAGAAAGCUCUCAUUUUCAGUACGAAGAGCCGCAGGUGCUACAUCAAAGGCGAUACCCACGGGAGCAACAAUCCCUACAUCGUCAUCUCCAGCUAUGGGUGUCGCUUCAAGUGUCCAAGCUUUGAAUGCAGUAAGGUGCCUACCCGGAGUAUCCCUCUCUGCGAUCUGCCGGAAGAGCUUUCGGAAGCGUACACGAAGGUCUUCCAUGUGGAAUCUUCAGACAAGGGAAGGAAGGCGUUUGCGUCUGGAGUUCGCGCCCUGGCAAAAACGCUCCCGAGUAUGAACUUGAAGUUCAAGCCCGCAGAGGUUCGCAAAAGUGGAGUUGGCUGGGUGUGCGUGCUGCAGGAGAACACUCACUGUCCCAGUCAUCAAAAGGAGCACGACCGUCCUGAGAACUAUCUCAUCGCGAAUUCUAACGGGUGCUUUGUCGGCUGCAGGCAAGAUCCUGCGCUGUUCUUUCCGUCCGGUGCUUCUGGUCUACAGCUGCCAAGCAGUGUGACCAACGUGCUCUUCCAGUAUGUAGACAAGCGCACCUUCAUUGUUGACAGCGGGACUUUAGCGGGCAACACCCCAUUCAUAGACGAGAUCAAAGACGAGACACAGCAUUUCGAGGACGCGGAGGCCAACCGGCUGUUCAAGAGUACAUUUCGAGGAACGCACUCGGCGUACGCAAAGUACCUGUACCACUCUAAAGGCGCUCUCUUUAUCUGCAAUCGGGAAAGACAAGCUGCUUGGCACGUGUUCAACUGCCACCGCUGGAAGUAUGACCCGGGCGCGGCAUACCUAAUGCGCUACCUCUCGUCCGAUGAGAACCUCGAACCGUACCUCAGAGCGCGCAAGCUCUACAGUCAGGGCGACGAGGUCUCAUGGAAGAUUGCGUUCAACAUCGACAAGCUCAUUACGAGCUUCCAAAACCAUGGGAGCCAGCGGGGUUUUGUUGACGAAUGUGCGUUGUUUUUCAACGAACGCAGCGAUGAGCUCGAACGGAACCUGGAUGGGAACCGGUAUCUGAUCGGUUUUGCCAAUGGGGUCUUUGACUUGAGGGAGCGCAUGUUUCGAAAAGGGGAGCCGAACGACUAUGUCAGCAUGACUGUGCAUUACGAGUACGGUGAGCCAAUCGAAGAAGACGUCGGCGACGUGCUCGCCUUUAUCAGCAAGAUUCUUCCCGAUGAUGCGGUUCGCCACUACGUACUCAAGCUCCUGGGAUCUUGUGUUUCUGGGGAUACUCGCGACGAAAAGUUCCAUGUGUGGAUCGGAGGCGGAGCGAACGGCAAGAGUACGCUGCUCUCGCUUGUCGCUGCGGCUCUGGGUCAGUACGCAGCUUCGAUGAAGGCCACGAUGUUGACCCAAAAGUCACCUCCCGCUGACAACGCAACUCCAGGAAUGAACAAAGCAGUUGGGGCACGUAUGGUUGCCAUGCAGGAAACAAACUCUGGCGAAAGCGUCAACGAAUCGCUUCUGAAGAGCUCACUGGGUGGUGACAAGAUAGACUACCGCCCAUUGUUCAAAGAGGCGCGAGAGUUCUAUCCUCAUUUCAAGAUGAUCCUCUGCACGAACAACCCCUUGACCAUAAAAGGGACGGACCACGGAAUCUGGCGGAAGAUCCGAAUGGUUCCUUUUGAAAGCCAGUUUGUGGCCAAGAUUGGCAGGAUAGCCCACAAGGAAGGAAACGCAUCAGUUGAGCCCAUCGAACACUUGAUUCAAGAUGCCCAAGGAGAUGCUGUGUUUGAGAUGGACAAGAGCGUUAAAGACAAGAUCGACGGGCCUUGGAAAGUCGCUUUCAUGCACAUGCUUAUACGAUAUUAUUACGUGUGGCAGGAGGAGGGGCUUGACGAGGUCCCGGACAAAAUCGCUCAAUACAAUCGGGACUACAAGGAAUCACAAGAUAUGGUUGGGAAGUUCCUAGAAGAAAAGUGUCAAAUCGGUGCAGAGUACAAGGUGCACAGCAAGCCGCUAUGGGAAGCUUUCUUCGACUGGCAGAAGACUGAAGCCCACCAGAUCCGUCAACACGACUUCAGCCAGAAGCUCAAGCGAGAUUCAAGGUUCACCUACUCCAAAGGGGUUGAUAUUAACGGGAAGAACAGUUGUGGUUACGCUGGGCUUCAGGUAAUUGGAACUGCGGCAGCGUGUAUGUGA